UCUUUCAAUACUUUAUUAAUUAUUACCCGAAAGGUAAAUAUAUUUUUCUGUUUCCUAGAAUAAUAAAGAAUUUAAGAUGGCUGAUGGUGAAAAGUUAAGACGUAAGAUGAUUUUUCCAUAUACAUUCACAUCAAAGGUUGUACAGUUUCCCUUCAAACUACACUUCAAGAAACAUUGGAUGUUCCCAUGGUUCAUUGGAGCAAGUGUAAUUGUUUCACCCAUAUUUUAUCUUCUUCAGAAAGCUGCCAACUCUGAAGCUAAUGUUAAGUUAUGGGCCGAGAAAAGGAGGAAAGAAGAGGAACAUUACAAACAUAAGUGGGGUUAGACAAGAUUGUCUAACCCUUAAUCAAACAUGCAUUAUUAAAUCUAUAAUCUGGUUUGUAUUUUGAUACUCGUCAUAUAUUUUAUAAGUUAUUACCUAAUACCUACCUUAUAAUAGUUAUA
Acyrthosiphon pisum (pea aphid) is the source of this 444-nucleotide messenger RNA. RefSeq lists its product as uncharacterized. Lineage: Eukaryota; Metazoa; Arthropoda; Insecta; Hemiptera; Aphididae. The transcript has a single exon. The record is from RefSeq and is a predicted model, not a curated record. The coding region runs from base 77 to 325 and encodes 82 amino acids.